GUGACAAACCAUGGACAAUCAUCGUGAAUCUUGAAUUAAGCUUAUAACAAAGGCAAACAAAUGUUCCCUAUAUAAAUAAAUUUUUUCUUUUCAGUCUUGAACAAACUAUUCUUAGUUUAAUUUAAUAAAUUUGCUCGUUGAAUUAUUUUAAUAAGUUUAAUCUCAAAUAUUUUCCAAAAUGCCCAUGCUAUUUUCGGUGGUCUCCCGAGGAACAACGAUCUUGGCCGAGCACGCAAUGGCUGCCGGAAACUUCUACGAAAUCCUUCAGCACAUCUUGCCGCAAAUUGCCGACUCGACGGAGGACCGUCAAACAUUCUCGCAUUCCAGUUACAUGUUUCACUCAUUGAGAGAUAAUAAAAUAAUAUACCUGGUGAUCGCUGAUAAGGAAUUUGAUCAAGUCAUAGCAUUCAAAUAUCUAUCUGAAAUUCAAAAAAAGUUCCUUCAGAGAUAUGCUGCUUUUGCCAAUGUGGCACUACCAUAUGCAAUGAAUAGUGAAUUUUCUCGAGUCAUUAAUGCUGAAAUGAAGCGCUACAAUGUGGCAGAGCCUUCCAAGAUAACAGCUCUUCAAGACCAGGUAGAAGACGUCAAAAAAAUUUUGGUCCGCAAUAUAGAGGAGGUUGCCAACAGAGGAGAGAAAUUGGAACUGCUGAUUGAUAAAACUGAAAUGCUAUCGAAUAAUGCAGUGGCGUUCCAUAGGUCGAGCAGAUCAGUUAGGCGAAACAUGUGCAUAAAGAAUAUAAAAUGGAUCAUCAUCGUUAUUCUGGCUCUCGUGCUGGUGAUGUACAUAAUCGUAUCUGCAGCCUGUGGUGGACCAGCCUGGGCAAGCUGUGUUGGUUCCAAAUCAUCCAAUCACAAUUUGACAGGGCCACAUUAAAAUGUGUAUGUGUGUGUCUGCCUACAAGAGUGUGUGUGUGUGGCGUGAUGUGUGCAUGUUCUGCUGUAUAUGUGUUACCUCUACUUGAUGUUUUUUAUGUGUAAUUGGUUCUGUAUGUCCUCAUGUUUUUUUUAACAUUUUCAAAUGCGUGCAUGCAUGUACGCAUGAAAGCUUGCGUGGUUCAAAUCUCUGGUUUUAUACAUUACAAUAAACUGUUUAAGUCAUUGUCAUUAUCUGACCAUGCAUUUAAUUUUUUGUAUUUUAUUUAUUUAUGUGAUCAUUUCACAUUUAAUAUUUUCACGAUUUUUUCAAUAACUGAAAAACAACUUUUACAUUGUGUAGUAUAACGAGGAAAACGCGAUAAUCAAACAUUUCAAUGUAAAAUAAACUGCUAUUACUAUCAUCAUAUUAA
Messenger RNA from Helobdella robusta, 1286 nucleotides. RefSeq lists its product as hypothetical. Gene Ontology annotation, cellular component: SNARE complex; membrane. Gene Ontology annotation, biological process: vesicle fusion; exocytosis. The record is from RefSeq and is a predicted model, not a curated record. Bases 179 to 874 code for a protein of 231 amino acids. The transcript is spliced from 9 exons. Lineage: Eukaryota; Metazoa; Annelida; Clitellata; Rhynchobdellida; Glossiphoniidae. Gene Ontology annotation, molecular function: SNARE binding; SNAP receptor activity.